This is a messenger RNA of Branchiostoma belcheri (Belcher's lancelet), 1990 nucleotides long. Its product is annotated as peptidylprolyl isomerase domain and WD repeat-containing protein 1-like. The transcript is spliced from 19 exons. The record is from RefSeq and is a predicted model, not a curated record. Lineage: Eukaryota; Metazoa; Chordata; Leptocardii; Amphioxiformes; Branchiostomatidae. Gene Ontology annotation, biological process: protein peptidyl-prolyl isomerization. Bases 2 to 1891 code for a protein of 629 amino acids. Gene Ontology annotation, molecular function: protein binding; peptidyl-prolyl cis-trans isomerase activity.
CAUGGCGUCGGAAGGUGAGCAGAAGAAACGUUCGCAUGACGAAACGGCGGAACGCGGUGGUCAGGAGGAGGAAGAGGACGCCUGGGUCGGACCUCUGCCUGCCGAGGCCGCCAAGCCAAAGAAGAGAAAAGUGUUAGAGUUUGAGCAGAUCUACCUGGACAACCUGCCGAAUGCAGAGUCAUACGAGAGAAGCUACAUGCACAGAGAUGUCAUCACAUAUGUCGCAGUCUCCAAGGGUAUUGUUGGCAGUUCUGACAGGACAGACUUUAUCCUGACAGCCAGUUGUGACGGUCACCUGAAGUUCUGGAAGAAAGCAGACGAAGGCAUCGAGUUUGUCAAACACUUCAGAGUUCACUUGGGAAAUGUGGAGUGUCUGGCAGUCAGUACUGACGGUACCAUGGCCUGCACAGUGUCUGAUGACCAGGCUAUGAAGGUGUUUGAUGUCAUCAACUUUGACAUGAUCAACAUGAUGAAGCUGGGAUAUCAUCCUGGAGUCGCAGAGUGGAUCUUCAAGUCAGGAGAUCCCAUCUGUGCUGUGGCAUGUACUGAGAAGAAGUCGGGAGUCAUUCACAUCUAUGACGGGAGGUCAGCCACGCGGCUCCACACCCUUCCCAAGAUGCACUCUGCCCGGGUGUUAUUCAUGAAGUACAACCCGGUGUAUGAUGUAGUUGUGUCGGCGGAUGAGACCGGUAUGGUGGACUACUGGUCAGGCCCUGCAGGAGAAUACAAGUUCCCCAAAAAUGUCGGCUUUGAGUACAAGACAGACACAAGUCUGUAUGAGUUUGCCAAGUGCAAAACACUUCCCAUUUCCCUAGCUUUCUCACCAGAUGGAAAGAGAUUUGCCACAAUUGCCAGAGACAGAAAGGUGAGAGUCUUCAAGUUCCUGACUGGGAAGUUGAUCAGAGUCUUUGAUGAAUCCUUACAGGUUUUCACAGAAAUGCAACAGAUGAGACAACAGCUUCCUAACAUGGAGUUUGGCAGACGUAUGGCUGUGGAGAGGGACAUUGAGAAGUCUACUGCACAGUACCUGGCCAACAUCAUUUUUGAUGAAAGUGGUCAUUUCAUAUUGUAUUCCACCAUGCUGGGCAUCAAAGUUAUCAACCUUCACACCAAUAAGUGUGUCCGAGUCAUUGGCAAGCCAGAGAAUGUCCGGUUCAUGCAGCUGGCCAUAUUCCAGGGGUCGUCCAAGAAGCCCAAAGCCCACGUCACAGUGGAGCUGCGCGCCUCGGACAACCCCUCGCUACAGAACACUGACCUGGACCCCAUCCUGUUCUGUACUGCCUACAAGAAGAACAGGUUCUACUUGUUCUCUAAAAGAGAGGGGAGGACAAGUGAUGACUCUGAGCGUGACAUCUUCAAUGAGAAACCUUCAAAGGAUGAAAUUAUGGCUGCUACACAGUCCUCCACAUCCCAGAGAGUUGCUGAGUCAGCAGUCCUGCACACAGUGCUGGGAGACAUUGUCAUCAAACUCUUCCCACUCGAGUGUCCUAAGACAGUGGAGAACUUCUGUGUUCACACCAGGAACGGUUUCUACAACGGACACAUCUUCCACAGGGUCAUCAAGAGCUUCAUGAUACAGACAGGCGACCCCACAGGGACUGGAACAGGAGGGGAGUCGAUCUGGGGAGGGGAGUUUGAGGAUGAGUUCCACCCCAAACUGAAGCACGACCGGCCCUACACCCUCAGUAUGGCCAACGCAGGACCCAACACCAAUGGAUCGCAAUUCUUCAUCACCGUCGUACCAACACCCUGGUUGGAUAACAAGCACACAGUGUUUGGACGUGUGGUCAAGGGAAUGGAGGUGGUCAACAAAAUCAGCCAAGUCAAAACACACCCCAAAACUGACAAGCCUUAUGAAGACAUCAGUAUCAUCAGUAUCACACUUAAAUAGAUUAAACCGUUCAUAUGUGUGGAUGUUGUAUGAUAUACUGUAACUACAGUUAUAAAUGGAUGGACCUUUCUCAUAAUGUAGAUUUGCCACUAACUUACC